Messenger RNA from Brassica oleracea var. oleracea, 2555 nucleotides. RefSeq names its product DNA ligase 1. Gene Ontology annotation, molecular function: DNA binding; ATP binding; DNA ligase (ATP) activity. Lineage: Eukaryota; Viridiplantae; Streptophyta; Magnoliopsida; Brassicales; Brassicaceae. Bases 88 to 2430 code for a protein of 780 amino acids. Gene Ontology annotation, biological process: DNA biosynthetic process; DNA repair; lagging strand elongation. The record is from RefSeq and is a predicted model, not a curated record. The transcript is spliced from 17 exons. Gene Ontology annotation, cellular component: nucleus; mitochondrion.
AACUUUGCCGCCAUUUUUCCCUUUCUUCGAGAUUCUCUCUAAAACCCUAAAUACCCAAAUCUCUUUCUUCCUCACUCCGCUUGUUUGAUGUUAACGAUUCGAUCAUCGAAUUACUUCCGAUGCAUAUCUUCUCUCUACACUAAAACCCUAAACCCCAAAUUCUCCUCCGCCUCACUCUCCUUUACCCGCCGAGCUCCCCACUCACCCUUCACCUCGCGCCGCCACAGAGCCAUGUCUUCUUCACGCCCCUCCGCAUUCGACGCUCUCAUGUCGAACGCUCGCGCAUCCGCCGCCAAGAAGAAGACCCCCCAAGCCUCCAACCCGCCUCGCUCGCCGAACAAGAGGAAAAUCGAAAAAACCCAAGACGCCGAUUUGGUCAAGACUGAAACUUCUGAUUCCGCGAAACCCGGAUCGGAUUCACCUUCAAUUGCGGAGGAUUCGAAGAAGGGUGCGAAAAAGUCUAGGUCUUUGACCCAGGCGGACAAGAUCGAGGAAAUGAAGAGCAAAAUCGCGUUGCUGAAGAAGAAGCCUGGGGAUUUCGAUCCGGAGAGAGUGUCGUGUUGGGAGAAAAGGGAGAGAGUUCCGUUUCUGUUUAUCGCUUUGGCGUUUGAUCUGAUCUCAGCUGAAAGUGGGCGGAUUGUGAUUACUGAUAUCCUCUGUAACAUGUUGAGAACUGUUAUUGCUACUACUCCUGAUGAUUUGGUGGCUACUGUUUACCUCGCGGCGAACGAGAUUGCUCCUGCGCACGAAGGUGUUGAGUUGGGGAUUGGUGAAGGUUCAAUUAUCAAGGCAAUCUCUGAAGCUUUUGGUAGAACUGAGUCUCAGGUUAAGAAGCUUAACACGGAGCUUGGAGACUUGGGGCUUGUAGCAAAAGGAAGCCGUUCGUCUCAAACUAUGAUGUUCAAGCCAGAGUCAUUGACCGUUGUCAAGGUUUUCAACACAUUUCGACAAAUUGCUAAGGAAAGUGGAAAAGAUAGUACAGAAAAGAAGAAGGAUCGGAUGAAGGCUCUCCUUGUGGCAGCAACGGACUGUGAACCUCUUUACUUAACUCGUUUACUUCAGGCAAAAUUGCGGUUAGGGUUCUCAAACCAGACGGUCUUAGCUGCCUUGGGACAAGCAGCUGUAUAUAAUGAAGAGCACUCUAAGCCACCCCCUAAUACCAAGUCUCCUUUAGAAGAGGCUGCGAAGAUUGUGAAACAAGUAUUCACUGUGCUUCCUGUCUAUGACAUUAUUGUCCCCGCUCUUUUAUCUGGUGGUGUGUGGAAUCUUCCUAAAACUUGUAACUUUACACUCGGUGUUCCAAUCGGACCAAUGCUUGCAAAACCAACAAAAGGUGUAGGUGAGAUACUGAAUAAAUUCCAAGACACCGUCUUCACAUGCGAGUACAAGUAUGAUGGAGAACGUGCACAGGUACAUUGUAUGGAGGAUGGUACAUUCGAGAUAUAUAGUCGAAAUGCUGAAAGAAACACUGGGAAGUACCCUGAUGUUGCUCUUGCGUUGUCAAGAUUAAAGAAGCCUUCUGUGAAAUCUUUUAUUCUGGAUUGCGAGGUUGUUGCUUUCGACAGGGAGAAAAAGAAAAUUCUUCCAUUUCAGAUAUUGAGCACUCGAGCCCGUAAAAAUGUGAAUGUUAACGAUAUCAAAGUUGGCGUAUGUAUCUUUGCUUUUGACAUGUUAUAUCUUAAUGGCCAGCAACUUAUCCAGGAGAAUCUUAAUAUUCGCCGAGAGAAGCUAUACGAAUCAUUUGAGGAAGAUCCUGGAUAUUUCCAGUUUGCAACAACUCUAACAUCCAGCGAUAUUGAUGAAAUACAAAAGUUUCUUGAUGCGUCCGUUGACAUUGGCUGUGAAGGGUUAAUCAUUAAAACAUUGAAUUCAGAUGCUACCUAUGAGCCUGCAAAGCGAUCGAAUAAUUGGCUAAAACUGAAGAAAGACUAUAUGGACAGUAUUGGGGACUCUGUGGAUCUUGUACCAAUCGCUGCUUUCCAUGGACGUGGCAAACGCACAGGUGUCUUUGGUGCCUUUUUGCUAGCUUGCUACGAUGCUGAUAAGGAAGAGUUCCAAAGCAUUUGUAAAAUAGGCACUGGAUUUUCUGAAGCCGUUCUUGAAGAGCGGUCUACAAGUCUUGGCUCUAGAGUGAUUGCUACUCCAAAACAAUACUACCGAGUUGGAGAUAGCCUCAAUCCAGAUGUUUGGUUCGAGCCCACUGAGGUCUGGGAAGUAAAGGCAGCUGACUUGACAAUUAGCCCUGUACAUCGUGCAGCUACCGGCAUUGUUGACCCUGAUAAGGGGAUUUCUCUACGUUUUCCUCGUUUACUCCGUGUACGAGAAGACAAGAAGCCAGAGGAUGCAACAUCAUCAGAACAGAUUGCUGAUAUGUACCAAGCUCAGAAACACAACCAUCCAAGCAAUGAUGCCAAAGGUGAAGACGAAUGAACAACUGUAAUCUGGUCUUCAAGCAUAUUUCCCUUGAACGCACAUCGUGUGUUUGAGUUCACAACCUUCAACUGCUUAUGAAAAGACAUUUGUAGGAAAAAAAUUAAUGUGAGCUUCUGAUUCAU